AAAAUAUCUCCUAACGCGCCGGGACCCUACCCCUUGGGUGGUGUGGAAACUUGGGUCACGUUGCAACAAGGACAAACGCACGUGUGGUGGGGGGUACGCUGCGCUUGCAUAUAAGCGACUGCUGCGAAUGUAUCCAGCAUUGUGCAAUCAUGUACAGUUGCAGGCACCUUGUGUUGGCGUUUUCCGUGGGAGUUAUGACUGUGUCUACGGCCUUGAUAGCGAUUCUCUGCAGAGCACGCCUGCCUCCCGGAGUCGGCUACACUCGCUUGAUGCUGAUACUGGUGGGCCUUCUUAUCGUUGCAGCACCCCUCGUUGCUGGUGACGACGACGGACCGCCUCCGCGGAAAGCCCCUCGAUUGGUGGUAAUGUUAUUAUUACUAUUAUAGAAUUAAUAAUUAGAUUCCGUUUUUCCGAUUGGGUACAAUUUGUUUUUGUUUUUUGAAGGGCAACGACGAUGACCCCCGGCCCGAUCCUCACCCCGAGGUCCAGGACUCCCCAUUGUCGCCUGACCCUGAUGACAGUGUGGAGGUACGUGUGCGCUUGUGUUGGUUUUGUGUUUGUAUGCGUGUUUGUUUGCGUUACGGGCUGAAUUGUUUUUUCUUUCCAGGAGUAUGACUCGGAUGCCACCGUGGAGAACCUGAUACCCGGUGUAAGUACAAUUGGCUUCCUACAAUUUGUCCGUCUCGUGUUUUUUGCUAUUUUCCUACGGUUUGUUUUUUUUUUUGCAGUCUCCUGACCCGUGGGCUUUUGGACCGAGGCCAAGGCAGAGGCCUCUCAAUGACACAGCGGUUGAGGACCUUCUGCUGGGACCCUGGGAAGUGUUGGAGGCUGCCAUCACGGGUAUGCCUCUACCACCGUCUCCAUCACCGCCCCGGGCCGCAGCCCGCAGGCUCCCUCUCCAGACGAUGCCGCUUCCUCGGCCGCGGCGACUUCCGAGGAUAAGUAUCGCCCCGACCCAGGCCCCCUCGACGUCCCGGUCCUCUGGUGGGUCCAACGUAGCGACCGUCGCCCCGGUCCCCUCGACGUCCCGGUCCUCUGCUGGGCCCACGACCCAACCCUCUACCUCAACGGGUCGAACCGGCGCUUGUAGAAGGCCUCCUACAGCUGCAUCAGGAGUAGAUGUGGCACGGCAGAGGUUACGGGAACUGGUGCUGGACCAUUUCCUUCAAGUAUUUGUUUCGCCGGCGCACGCUCCCGUGGCGUGCACUGUGGGGGCGUUGGUUGCGAUGUCCACCCUGAGGGCCGAGCUCAGGGAUAUGCUCUGGCUCGUCGACCAUCUUCUCGACGAGACGCCCCGUGACCAGAGCCUCGUGAUAGCGUACGCGCUUUGGAGGGAAGUGCGCUCGUCGUUGGAGGGUCUGCUCAUCGGCAUCGGCGAGAGCAUGGAGUCGGCGGCCUCGAGGGAUCCCUACGACAUCGACCCUGAGGAACCGGAACCGUCGCCCCCGGCUAGGCACGUUCGCUGCUGUGUCUGUAUGGACAGAUUGCCGACGGUAGGGUUGAGGCCUUGUGGACACACUCUGUGCCCACAAUGUGCCCAUAGGCUCUUACGUUGUCCAAUCUGUCGGGUGAUCAUCCACGGGAGGAUGCCAUUGUUUUUUUCUUAAAAUUUUUAAAAUAAACACGUUUUUUUUGCUA
Messenger RNA from Homalodisca vitripennis (glassy-winged sharpshooter), 1638 nucleotides. RefSeq lists its product as uncharacterized. The coding region runs from base 843 to 1607 and encodes 254 amino acids. The transcript has 2 exons. NCBI's taxonomy places the organism in Eukaryota, Metazoa, Arthropoda, Insecta, Hemiptera, Cicadellidae. The record is from RefSeq and is a predicted model, not a curated record.